Messenger RNA from Dicrocoelium dendriticum, 1646 nucleotides. The record is from the annotation of a GenBank genome assembly. Lineage: Eukaryota; Metazoa; Platyhelminthes; Trematoda; Plagiorchiida; Dicrocoeliidae.
UGACGAUACACCUGAAGGGAGAAGUGUCAACACUCGGGGUUGCAAAAUUUGCCUGCCAUGCAUGAUACCUUUCUUUAAGAGAAGCAUACGAAGGAUGACACAUAACGCUUCUACAAACGUGGCAGCAUACUAGUUGGUUUAAAGUACAUUGCUUUCUUUCGGGCUGCAUCGCACAUGUUCUUACAAAUUGACCCUAUAUUAAAACUUGCAAACAUCACCGAUCGGCCACACGCUCUGUCUUUUGAGUUGCACGAUCUUGCGAUAAGCCAUGGCGAAAGGAAAAGCUGAAUUUCUUACUCCAAAGGCUAUAUCGAACCGAAUUAAGUCAAAAGGUCUUCAGAAGUUGCGUUGGUAUUGUCAGAUGUGUCAAAAACAAUGCCGGGAUGAGAACGGUUACAAAUGUCACACCAUGUCUGAGUCCCACCAUCGGCAAAUGAAGCUGUUCGCAGAGAAUGGCAGCAAGUUUAUAAGUAGCUUUUCUUCGGAGUUUCUUAAGGGUUAUCUCGACAUCUUGCGGCGCCAGUUCGGAGGGAAACGCGUUCAUUCGAACGUUGUUUAUCAGGAGUAUAUCAAAGAUAAGGAGCACAUCCACAUGAAUGCUACUCGUUGGCAUACACUAACUGGACUUUGUAUGUGGCUAGGGAAACAAGGCAUCUGCAAGGUAGACGAAACCGAAAAGGGGUGGUUUAUAGAGUAUAUUGACCGCGACCCCGAAAAGAUGAUGAAACAAGAGACAAGCGAACGACUAGAAAAGACGGAAGAUGAGAUUAACCGCCUCUUUUUGGAGCGUCAGAUCGUGCACAACCUGGAGAAGACUGAAACGAUUGAAGGACCGACUUUCACUCCUCUGGUUCGACCAGCAGACGAGCCAAUACGCUUAAAUUUGAGUUUUGGCUCCAAGAAAUCCGGAGAACACACAGAGGCUUCUGUUUCCCCUCUUGCUGCAUCUGUCGUAGCUACUCCCGAAGGCAAAACCGCUCCUACGAAGCUCAUGUCGUUUGGACCUAAGAAAACAAAACCCGUGAAUCCAUUGCUAGCUGCGGAGCAGAAAGCUCGUGAAGAACGAGGGAAAGUUUCCGAAAAACCGAAGAUGGACAAUCGACCUCAAUCUACAGCUGGUUGUCGUCGCAAAGCCCUAGAUGAGCUCAUGGAAAAGGAAGAAGCACUGAAAGAUAAACGAAACAGGAAGGAUUACUGGAUGUCUGAAGGACUUGAGGUUAAGUUGGUCUAUCGAAAACUACCCGAUGGCAUCCGUCUGCGUCACGCGGUCGUUGAAAAAAUGUUGGACAAUUACACAGCCAUUGUCCGCGUUCUGAAGGACGGCACCAGGAUAAAGGUUGAUCAAGAUCACGUACAAACUGUUAUUCCACCUACAUCGUCGACACUGCUGGUUGUUAACGGCGCUUACCGUGGAGAAUAUGCCACUCUAGAAGAGGUUGACAAAGAACAGGGGAUUUGUAGCAUCACGAUUGCCACGGGCCUAUGCAUGGGGCGGCUCAUCAAGCGAAUAUCCCUGGAAGAUGUGUGUAAAUUGGCUCAGAGAGGAGUUUGACCACCAUAUCACAUUGUGCUGCGCAUUCAAAAACUGUACAUCUUCCUAAAAUUACAAAAAUGUACAAAUUUUCAAAAUAUAGUCUAAAAUAUCA